Molecule: messenger RNA, 11016 nt
Organism: Paramuricea clavata
Lineage: Eukaryota; Metazoa; Cnidaria; Anthozoa; Malacalcyonacea; Plexauridae
Source: the annotation of a GenBank genome assembly
CGUGAACACGUGAAGGGAUUCGCGGAAUACGUCACGCGAGAACUCGCGAAAUCGUGUUCAAAUUAUUUUGCUGAGCACAAGUUUUGACCCGCCAUGUUUUUGCUGCAAAACAGAUGAAAAUAGACGUCCGAAAUUAUCCCUAAAAUCAACGGAAUCGAGAUAAAACAGGCGAGUUUUUCUGUUGCUAUUUUUAUACGACAACCUAGUAAAUUGCUUUGAAAUAUGUCGGGUAUUGUCAAUUUAUAAAUACCGCAGUACAAUUUACAAAUUUAACUGUAGUACUUCUGUAAAAUAAACAAUAGUUUUAGGGGUAUAUUUGGCGCUGGGCCUACGGGUAUUUUUAUAAUAUUAUAAUUGUGUAGAGUCACAUGUUUGCAGGAGGAACAAAAGCUUUGUCAAUAAAUUAUGAGCCAUGACUGGCUUCGGAUGCAAAAUAUACUUUAUACUUGCAUGCAACAUGGUUAUCUAAGCUGGUUCAUCGGUGCGGAAGACGGCCAAACAAGACCAGGAAAUUCACGUUUAUUGAUUGCUCUAGGAGUUUCAUCUUGAAAGAGCAAGUUUAAAAGCAACAAGACUUUCUGGGGAAUUCAAACGGAUGCAAUAAAGUAGAGUUUCUGGGGAAAAUUUUCAACGGUAAGUGCUGUAAAUAUGUCACAAAACCUUGGAAGCGUGUCCACGCUGAAAUGCUCGUCGCUCGAGCUAUUUGCUAGCAUUUUGCCACUCCAUUUUGCAAUAUUGUAGCAAGAAUUCGAGCAAACGUUGCAUAAUUUUAUACUCCCUUUUCAAAUUUUGUGUUGUAUUGCGGUUUCAACUCAUAUACGUUGAAUGUUUGUGGCCUCAAAGUCAUUCUUGCUAGCCCGCGAAUACGCCAUUGUGAAUUUUCAUAAAUAUGCAUUGUUAUAGGCCGUACACGUUCCAAAUAACAUCCUACUAUAAAGAAAUUAUCUAAACCUUUUAGUUUAGUAUAUAUGGUUUAUUUUAAAUUGCUUUUAUGUGAAAAGUACUUAAUUUUAACAUUAGUUCAAGGGUUUUGAAGCGUAUAUAUUUGCCAUUCGAAGUAUAUAUAAAUACGAAAAUACACAAGCGACUAAACCUCACACAACGUAUUUUCAAUGUAUAAAUAUAUAUAUUUGUUUCCGAACAAAAGCCAGGGGAAGUUUAAACGACCUAGUUUACUUUAGAAGCCGCCAACUUUGGACGUUUAAAUAUACAUGCUAUCUGUAUAAACAACAACUUGAAAUCGCUCGAGAUAAACUUGUGUAUAAAGUCAUAAAUUCUCGCCAAAACCGCGAUACCGUGGACGAUUUCGUUGCGAACUUGCACAAAAUUUGCUCCUGUUUGCAUUUAAAACACGAUUUGACAUGGCUACAGUAUUUUAUGACGAUUUCCGGAUAAACCUAGAAUUGGCUCCCGAAAAUAUUUAGUCAUCGUAAAUUCGACAGAAUUUCUUUUCAUCUGUAUAAUCUCGAAAGAAAGUCCAAUUCGGUGUUUCUACUAUAUUUGCAAAUUUUCAAAGUUCGUCUGUUAAAUUUUAGUCUGCAUUUCCGUGCAAAUGUUUUGAUUUGUUACAAGUUUAAAAUAUGGGCGGUCUAUACUCAAACUGUCCUCACAUUUCAUUACAGAACAUUAUACGUAUGUUCUAUUCCCUUAAAUUUGCUAACAUUGUAAAAAUGGGCGUAUUUCUGCUGAUGCUAAACAUUACCUGAAUAUUAAAAUCCCUUCUAAUUUGAACUGUUCAUGUUGCAAGCAUUGCAGUGUACCUUUGUUAUUUUGCUCUAAUGGCAGACAGUUUUAUUUUGUUAAGUAAAAUUGGUCAAAUUUUUGCAUUAGAUGUAGGCAUAUUUGGCUAACCCACUAAGGCACCCUAAUGCAUCUUGGCUAACGCCAGACAAUUUUACAUUGUCAAGGGAAGACUCCAUGGGUUAAUCUGCCCAUGUGUCUAGUUAACCCAUUAACUUGUGUUGCACCCUACUUUAUUAUGUUACUCUGUUUAAAGCCACACAAUCUUACUGUCAAACGCCAGACGAUCUUACUCGUCAAGGGGAGAGCUCUACGCUAACCAUUAAGCCCAGGUCACACCACACAACAAUAACGAUACAAUAACUUAUAUACGCAUGCUGAUUGGUAAAAAAAUUAUUGUUAUCGUCCGAUUUUAAAAUCGUUGUCGUCCAACGAUAAUUUUAUCAUUUUCGUUGUAGUGUGGACACUAACACAUUUUUUUUGCCAAUUAUCGCGUGUUUACAAUUUAUCGUAUCGUUGUGUAGUGUGACCGGGCCUUAAGGUUGUUCCAGAAAACAUCCUCCCUGCCCCCAACGAGGAAAUUUCUGCCAUCCGGGGGGGGGGGGGUUGUUUCUGAUAAUAGUAAGUGUAUUAGGAAAUCCAAAGGGAGUAAUGGGUCGGUCCAGAAAAGAUCCAUCAUUAUAGACAAAUUCAUUGCACAAACCCAAGUGGGUGAGAAUUUGUCUCGAACAAACAUAAACUCCCCCCACGGGGGAAAUUUGAGGGGGAGGGGAGAAAAAAUUGUUUCUGAUAAUAGUAAAUGUAUUAGGACAUCCGAAAGGGGCAGGGGGGUUAACUUCCUAUUUCCUCCAUGGGGGUGGUAUGGAUGUUUUCUGGAAUGACCCAAUACACCCUGAUGCACCCUAUUUUAUUAUCUUACUUUGUCUAAUGCCAAACAAUUUUACUCAUCAAAGGAAGAGUGCUGUCAAUGGGUUAUUUUCCAAUUUCCUCUGUUGGAAGGUAUGGAUGUUUUCUGGGUUGGCCCACUGAAGUAAAUGCUACAUUUCAUUUUCUCACAGGCAACUCUUAUAUGAGCAAGGGAUGAAAGUUUCACCUACACAGUGGCAAUGUAAUUUAAAAGGUACAACUAAAAAACUAAAAUCAUGAAUGAGCUUAACAGCUGAUUUCACAUAACUUUUCCCUCAAUGUUGCGAACUUCGUUCCGAACUUUGUUGUGAAGUUCAAAAUUUCAUAAUGAUAUUCACAAACCGUUUGUAAACAAAGCCUCUGAUUGGUCCCUGAACAAAAAUAAGCCAAUCACAGGCUUUGUUUACUAACCGGCUUGUGAAUUUCAGCGUGAACUUUUGAACUUCACAACAAAGUUUGGAACGAAGUUUGCAACAUUCAGGGAAAAGUUAUGUGAAAUCAACUGUAACAGCUGUUGGUGCCUGUAUUGUUUUAGAUUUAUAAAACCAUUUAUUUUGCAUACCUUUAUCCUUUUCAGAGAAGUACUGCAAUUGACAAGAAACAUUGAAAGCAAAAUGGAAUCACCUGUAAGUUCCUAUACGAUUGUCCAUUAUGCUUUUUGCACUAGCUUGAGCUUUUAUUGGUUUGAAUUAUAGACCCAUUGCACAUGACGUCACAGCGCCGGUGACGAUGCAUCUGGAGGACAAAUUAGCAAUCUAUGAGUAAUAUAACUUUUGUAAACAAAGCAAAUUUUGUAAAAGUUUAUAAUAAUUUUGUAUUAGAAUGGUUAAUGUAUGUGCUGUAUAUGGUUGUUGUACCCGAACAGAUAGUGUUAGGGAGCAUCUGGAGGACACUCUAAGGAUUUGUGACGUCAGUGCAAUGGGUCUAUACCUCAGAUUUUGCUGAAAUUGAACCCCUGUGACCACUUUUUCAUCAGGAUGAGAGUCGGAUGGGAGUUGCAACUCUUGCUCGCAUUGGAAUGUCAACUCUUAUCCAGUGCUGGAAAAUGUCUGGCAGGGAAUUUGCAGCUACAGACUAAAUUUUGACCUAGGCAAGAAGAACGAAAUCCAACACCACAGCUAGAAAGAGCAUCUUAGAAUGAUUAAAACUGCAAAGUGUGGUUGCAAAAUGUUGUAAAAUGAAGAACAUAUAGCCCUGUGAAGUUCACAACUUUUGUAUAUAUUUGCAUUACACGCUAAUAACCACUUUCAGCUCAAAAAUGGUUAUUUUUCCCACGUGUAAUGCAAAUAUAUACAAAAUUUGCGAACUUCACAGGGCUAUAUUUUCCUCAUUUUACAACAUUUUGCAACAAACUUUGCAAUUUUUACUCAUUUUAAGUUGCCCUUUCCAGCUAUGGUAAUGGUUUCAUUCUUCUAGUCUAGAUCAAAUUUUUGUCUAUAGCAUCGUCUAUUAACAAAAAAUUUUCCCGGAAAUUUUCUUACAUCUGGUAGGGAAUUCUUGUUAUCUUUAUAUAUGUACAGUACUGGAAUACCAUAUAAUUCCUUUAUUGUUUAAAAAUUCCAAAAGCAUUUUGCAAGUCGAGAAUGUCUUGUGCCAAGAUUGACUUUUAAAGGCAACACUAAGACUUACACUAAGCAACUGUCUCGGAACUUGUCUCGCAAUGUUAACAAAAAAGAUUUCAGGAUUGCUGCGAGGAAUGUUACUGUACACUAAGCAAUAUGUUCCAUGCAACUUCAGGCCUCGAAUUUGAGAAAAAUAAAGGCAGGGCCAGUUUGUCCUUGAAUGUUACAAAGUUUUUCAGGGCAUCAAGGCCAGUACACAGGGCAUCAAGAUUCAAGGCCAGUUUGAAAAUUUUAUUCAGUUGCUAUCUUGAUGUUUGAAAUAACGUUUGAGUUUUCAUGAGACAAGAAAAUAUACAGAACAGCAACAAUAUUCAAAAAAAUGCCAAACAAAACUAUGGAUAUUUUAAUGCAUGAUUCAACAGACAGACUGAUGGAAAGGUGCAUUUAAAUACUAUGUUAAAUUUAUUGCCAAUUUUACAAAUCAUACACUUGGUAUUCUAAAACCUAAGUACUGUAGUCUGGGGUUGAGGGCAGGCCACUACUGGCAGUGGAUUUCAGUAUAUUUCGAGGGCAUAGCGGCCAACAAGCAGGGCAUCGAUGGCCAGUGGCUGCCGCUAAAUUUGAGGCUUGCAACUUGCAAUGAUAAUUAUUAAAAAUAGUGUAAAAGCUGCUAACAUCUGGUGCCAUAUUGUCAGUCAAAAGCCAAUAGAAAGCCAUUCGGUGUAUAAACAUUGCAAGACUAGUUGCAAGAGGGAUGUUACAUUGUGCAAUGCUCUAAAAAUGCAUUGCAGCCGCAAUCAUUGCAAAAAGUAGAACCUGAUUCUACUUUGUGCAAUGGUUGUUGCAACAAAAAUAUUGCAAGACUUGUUGAUUGUGAGGCACGAUACACCUUGCAAUUUUGCGUGCAAUUUGUGUCGCAACAAAAUUGUGAGAGAAGUUUUGCAUAGUGAAACGGCACCUUUACGCACAAAAUUUUUAUUUUUGGAUUUGCACAUUUUGCAAAGUGGUUCAAAUUUUGAUGAGAAUUUUUGCUACAGGUGCAGAAAUAUUCAGUCAACUCUCAUCAAAUUGCAUUGCACCCUAAUGCACCCUACUUUAUUAUUUUACUCAGUGCUGCUGCUCAAUGAGUUUUACAUUUGUGUUUCAGAAUACUAGCAGCCCAGGAGGUCAGCACGGUAUGAUCUCACCAGGCAGUGAUGAACCGAGUCUUAUUCAAUAUCGUUCAAAACGACGUUGUGUCAUGGAACGAGAGAAGAAAAAGAAGAAGGAAUGGUGGGAGGAAGAGGAUGUUUUGUCUGAAGAAGAGGAUUUUGCAGAUAUAGGUGAGUAAUGAGGGAUAUAGGUGGGGGUAUAGUUGAGCACUUAGGGCUAUACAUGAGGGUAUACAUUGGGGGUAUAUGUGAGCAUGUGGGUAUAUUGUGGCAGAGGUAAUGAGGAAUUCAAAGGCAAUCUUAACAAUUGAAUAUUCUUAUGCCAGAUUGAAUAUUUUUUCUGUGGGUUUUUUCCCAGGGUGCAUUCUGUGCACAAAAGUGCGAAGAUAUCCGGCGUGAGUUUGACAAAUUACAAUACUAUCUAUAGUUAAUGUUGCAUUAUGUUGGCGUAUCUCCGGCGUAGAGUUUACAUGGAAUGCACCCUGGCAAAAAACUGUGUGAAAGAUACUUUCACAGAAAAUUUAUGGCAGACAGAAACAAAGUGUUUUUGUCAAAUACGAAGAUCAGAAAUCUGCUUGGUUCUUGGUUCACAAAGUCAUUUUGUGCAGAUUUGUCAGAAAUUAUUUGCAGUUUUUUACAAUCUGAAAAAUUUUGUGCAGAUUUCCAUAAUUGCAAAUAAUUUUGGAAAUGAAUUUCCUCCAAAGCCAAAACAGCCAAGCUACAUGUUAUAAUUUGACUGCAAUAUUGUCCUACUGUAGCUCACAACAAAGCAUCAUUUGGAUGCAUUAAAUUAACCCAUUAAGCUGCGGAACUUCCCCAUUGACGAGUAAAAUCGUCUGGCAUUAGACAAGUAAAAAAAAUAAGUAGGGUGCACUGCAGGUCAAUGGGUUAAGCUACAAGUCUCAACUGACUUAUUUUUCAUUUGAUAUAAUCCUUCUCUUGCAGAUUCAGAUGGUUCCGAUGGUCCUAAAAGACCAAAACAACGUAAGAAAACUAUCUUACCUGCGGCAUUGCUGCACCCUCCCAAUCGUGUAUUCAUGUUUUCAACUGAGCUAGCAAACCGUGCUGCGGAAGCCGUAAUACAAGGCAGAGUACCGUCGAUUGUCGCCUACCAUAUGGCUCAGCCGCAGAACCAACACUAUCUACGAUUGCAAAGAAACACUCCGGAAUUCAUGAUGAAUCGUUCAGGCGGCAAUCCGUAUCGCUAUGGCAAUUUCCCUGGACACAUGCAGAACGUGGAAGCGACGUUCCCGGGGGGUCGUCCAGGCAUGCAGCCUAUGGGUAUGGGCCCGAGAUUCAAUACUAUGCAGCAACAAUACCAACAAUAUUUGAAACAGCAUCAGCAGCAAAUGGAACCCAGGAAUACGAUGGGUGUGGAUGAACUACAGCAAAUGUUAUUUGGUCCUGCCAAUGGAACCAAAGGCGUGUUCCCCCCUGUCGGGAUGCCACGUGGUAUGGACGAUCAGGGGGGAGUGAGGCCAUCGUUUGGUGGGUAUCCUGGUCACAUUCCCCCUGGGUUUGGGCAACAGCAGAUGAUGAACAUCCACCAGGAGCGGUUUAGGUUUCCACAGCAGCAAAAUUUUCCACCACAACAACAACAGUUGCAGCAACAAGCUAACGUUCAAGGGCAACUGCAAGCUGAUCAAAUGGCGCAACGAAUGGUGCAACAAGACGAGCAGAAAGCUCAACAACAACCUGAGGAACAACAAGUAACAACACCCGACCAGCAAUCUGAAGUUCAACAAGAUCAGGAAACAACGUUGCCACCAUCCUCAGAACCGCCACCAUCGCAGGCACCCUCAAUCCAACAGGCACUCGCACCCCAACAGGCAGCACCUCAAUUACCAGUUCUAUCCCCCGGAUCAAGCCUCUCCUCAUCAUCGCCACUCGGUUCAAGCAUUCGUAGCCCACCUCCCUACCCUGCCACUCGCCCCUCAGAACUAAACACCCUUCCCGGUGCAAGUUCUGUAGGCGCACCUUCACCGACAAACACAAAUUCACCACAAACUCCCCACGCCCCCCUCACCCCUCGACUACCAACCUCUCUCGCCUCGCCAAAAGAUGGACAGCGGUCACCGUUUUCUCCAGGCGUUCCAACUUCAGGGUACAUUGUACAACAGAACAUCCGAGAUCCGGGCGUGAAACUAGCCCGGCAGUCGCCAAACCCUGACAAACAUGAUUUACAGGUCGAUAAGGGUAUCCCAUCGGGUUACAGUAUGCCAGGUGAUUCAAGGAUACCCGGUUAUGCUGGACAUACUGCACAAGACUUGUUACCACAACGGCCGAACUCGUUGAACCUUGCACGUAAUGUAGCCCCUCCAGGCCCCCCGCCCAACAAAAGCCCGUUCCUGGGGGCAGUGAGCUCACCCAUGAGGAUGCAGGGCAACCCCAGUUCAAUGGGCGAUACAAGUUCAUCGCAUCCGUCCAAGUUUUCCGUGGAGAGUUUAACCGCAUCUAACUUGAAAGGUGAGCGCUUCUAUCAUCCGCGCCUGUCCAUGCAGGCGGCAAACCCUUACGCAGCGUACGCACAGCAACCUGGACUCUAUUAUGCUGGAAAUAAGUUCCUGCCGGGCAUGCUUGGCCAAGGACAAUAUCAGUUUCCACAUCAUGUGCAAACGGCACCACAACAAUUUUUCCCCUCGAAUAUGCCGCCCCAAAUGUACCCUCCGCACAGCUCAUUUCCAAUCCACCACGCCGGAAAUCGUGAAGGUGGGAUGUAGAACAUAGGCUUGGUCAUUAUAGCUUAAUAUCCAAGAUAUCAAGGGUAUUGUGGAGUAGUCAUGGAUAAAUAGUGUCAUCUUUGGGUAGCAAUGUGUACAUAGGAUCAUCUGGGUAUAUCUUGGAAAGGAAUACACAUUAGUGGUGGAUAAUGGUAUUCUUUAUUAAUUUGGAUAUUGAACGAUAUUCAUUGAUAAAUGAGGAUGUAUAUUGAUAAACUUGGAUAUCUAUUGAUACGCAAAUGUAUCUCUUGGAAAAGAGGAUCAAUAUUGGCAAAUAUGAGAAUCCUAUGAUAAAAGAGGACAUGUUUUGAUAAACAAGGAUAUUUCUUGAAGGAAGUACACAGAAGGUAUUCGAGGAAAUUGAAGGAUAUUUCUGAUAAAUGUGGAUAAAAACGGGUACAAAGGUACAUAGAAGGUAUUUAUCCAAGGAUGCAUUUCACAUUGAUCCCAAGGUUCCGAGUAUUUAUUGGACAAACGAAGGUAGUAGACUAGUCUUUGUUAUUAGUAUACAUAGUUUUCCACGGAGGAAAACGGGGAUUUAGUGCAGUUGGUUUGGAUUGCUCUAAGAACUAUGCAGUCAAAGGUGGACUAUUCGAUAUCCCGGGGGUGGGGGGUGGGGGAUUAAAAAACAUCCAUGUAAAAACUGGAAUUUGAAAAACAACUUCUUGCAGGCAUUUAGGGAAAUUCCUGCAACUUACAUGAAGUAUACAAAAAUAUAUAGAAUACAAAAGUUCAACAAUGCUCAGAACGUUAAAAAAAAUUGAAAGGAAAAUUCCCCCCCCCCCCAGGAUAUGUAAUGGUUCACCUCUUAACUCGAUGUAUUUGAACUACUAUUUCAGUUAAAUACAUUGGGCUUACUUAGCGCUUAUUAGCUUAUAUUACUUUUUAUACUGUUUAUAUAAGCCGUUAUAUCUCCGAUACAUGGCAAGCGUCCACGUGGACUUUGGCCUGGCAAACAGUACGCUUUUAUGUUUACAAUUCGGAGUGAUUUAGAAAUUAAUAACGAAACCUUUUCAAGAAAGAUCAUUUUUUGUCCGAACAAAACGAUUCACGUAACACAAUAUUCAAUAGACAAACCAGUCUGUUAUACAAGUGCGAAAACCGACUGUUUUACCAGCAACUUUUUGCAUGCUCAAAAAGGGUGUUAGCUACAGUCAAAAAUUCGGCGUUAUACGCUGUUUUCACAAUUACUUUUAGCCAGCAAUUUCACAAUUUCGAUCAGCCACAAACGUAACUAUUAUGUAUAUUAUGUAAAAGAUUGUUCAACUUCAAAACUUUGCUCAAAAACGAUUAGGUACCAGAUAAGUGUUGCGAGGAUGUAGCCUAAAAUGUAUAUUUGUCUGUUUUUAGUACGCAAAACAAUGUCAGAUGACUUCAAAAGCACUUCAAAACUUUCAAUUUAGCUCAGCUGGCGCUAGGCUACGAGAAAUUCUCGCAGGCUAACUGAAAUUCCAAAUUUCAUUAAAUUGCCGAAUUUUUUAAUCUUGUGCAGGGCCAUACGCACGAUUUUUUCACAGGGGGGGGCAGUAAGGCCUAUAUGCCGAAAAAAGUCCCAAAUAUCCAAAGAAUAAUCAAUAAUGACAUUGUAAAAAUCGUAAAUAUAGUUUUCUCCAGGGGGGCAGUUGCCCCCCCCCCUGCCCCCACGCUGUGUACGGCCCUGAUCUUGUGCCUAACACCCUGUCAAAUUACGAUCGAACAGUUGAAUAUUUUGAUAUGCAUAUUCUAAUUCUUCCAGUCACCGCGACAAGUCUUAGUUCAACUGCAACUGAUUUAUCCCGAAACAGACCGCGUCAUUUUGAUGCGCAAUCCUCUGAAUAUCCUAUUCCAGCUGCAGACAAACUUUUGACCUAGACAAGAAGAACGAACCAUUACCAUAGCUGGAAAGAGCAUCUUAAAAGGAGUAAAAUUGCAAAGUUUAGUGGCGAAUUGUUGUAAAAUGAGGAAAAUAUAGCCCUGUGAAAUUCGCAAAUUUUCUACGUAUUUGCAUUACGCGCGGAAAGUGGGAGUAUUUUUACCGCGCCUAAAGGUGGAGUAAUACCAGCAACAAAAUUGCUGCAACUUGCAACAAAAUCUGAUUUCAACGCAUGUUAAUUGAAAAUGUUCACACACACAUUACAAAUCAGGAGGCAACAUGUGUCAACAUUUCUACUUAACAUGCGUUGAAAUCAGAUUUUGUUGCAAGUUGCAGCAAUUUUGUUGCUCGUAUUACUCCAGCUUAAAUACAAAUAUAUACAAAAUUUGCGAACUUCACAGGGCUAUAUUUUCUUCAUUUUACAACAUUUUGCAAUUAAAUCGUACUUUGCAGUUUUACUCAUUCUAAGACGCUCGUACGAGCUGUGGUGUUUGAUUUCGUUCUACUUGCCUUGAUCAAAUCUUAUAAUCGCUGAUUCUGCUUUAUACUUGCCCAAGAGCUUUUUCCUUAUUAUCGUGGUACAGUUUGACUGUUGUAAUGAUUAGUUAGAUCUUCAAUACUUUGUUUCAAAUGUUAAUAACAUAUUCAUUCAUUCGCAGUUUUACAAUUUGUUAUAUAAUGUAAAUUUUCCAACCAGCUUCUAAAUAGACUUUGAUUAUCUUCAGCUGUAAUAAUAUUUUAAAACAACUGGAAAAUCUGCAAUAUUUUUUAGGAAUAUUGUGUGUUUGUGUUGUCGAUUUAAUCAUGCAGGGUUUAUUUUCACGUGCUGGGGUUAGUUGUUUAAAGCUGGGUUAGCCUAACCCUGGGUGAAAUUCAAACUUCCCAACAAAUCUUUGCUAAAACCUGAGAGCUUUAGAUUCAAACUCUUUGGGGGAAUACCCCCUAGUUCCCCCACCCAAAAUUGACUUUUCAAAGUUGUAACUGUAAAUUUACCUUUCUACACACAACAGCAAUUGUAAAAGGUCUCAUUUCUUGGUUAUGACUAAAUUCAAAAUUUUUAUUUUUCGAUACGUUUUUCAAUCGGC